AUUCUCUUUUCUUUUAUACUUUUGUUGGUUUGGGAAAACUUUGUAAAUGUCAUAGAGAUGCGUUGUCCAUUAUUUUUUGUAGUUAGGGAGCUUGAAUCUUGAAGAUAUGCUCAAUGCUGCAUCACCUGAUAUUUGACGAAAUAGCAGUUAUAUCCAAGGUUCUUCAAUUUAUGGAGUCACCAGAAUACAAUAGGUUUACACAUAUAGUCUUCGAUACUGCUCCCACGUGUUCUUGCAGGGACAUACUUUGCGGCUUCCUUUUUCUGUCCAAUUUCUAUGACUCUUCAAUUGGCAAAAUAACAAAGCUCAAGAAGAAGAUCACUGCGGCAGCUUCAGCAUUUACGUCCGUCUUUGAUAAAAAGGAGAUGCAACAACAAGGACCUUCCAACGAGUUGGACCAACUGAAAGAUAGAAUGGAGAAAGUUCUAAAUGUUUUCUGUGAUGUGGACACUACUGAGUUUGUCAUUGUAACCAUCCCAACGGUCAUGGCAAUAAAUGAGUCUUCGGGAUUACAUGCAUCUUUAAGAAAAGAAAAUGUGCCAGUUCACAGGCUUAUUGUUAUACAAUUGUGUUUGUUGCAUUCAACUGAGUUAUGUCUAAGCUGACAGGUGUCAGGGCUGCAGAGGUUACAAACCCUAUGGGACAAGAUGAACAAGACCCAAGAGGCUAUCAAAUCCCUCAAUUCCUAAAGACAUUGUUGGAAAUACAUACAUAUUCCAUCUCAAGCUCAGGUGGUGCCCACAACCCUGAUGAUGAUAAGCAUGGAAAGAAAUGUGCUUCUUCCAAGUUCCAUUUUGGUGUCUCCUCUGGCUGUAAUCCCCCUGAGGGUGGUGACGAACCCAAGGAACCAUCUGAUGCUGAGGGAACCAUACCAAACAGUGAGCAAUAGGAAUCAAUUUCUGAGGACGUUUGUGACGUCGCCCAAGGUUCACCAGAAGGGAAAUCCACUGAAGAAGGCCCGAAAUGCAUAGAUCUUUGAAGGAGAUGAUAUGAGGAACUAAGCCAAUGUGUUGACAUAUGCUUUGUCUUUUUUCACUCGGUUUAUGUUAGGACAGAAGGUCCCCUAUCUAAUUUACAAUUCUGUUGCAUUUGUUUUCGUUUCCAGUUGCUAGACGUUUGAAGUUUUUUAA
This is a messenger RNA of Brassica napus (rape), 1130 nucleotides long. Its product is annotated as ATPase GET3C-like. The record is from RefSeq and is a predicted model, not a curated record. Gene Ontology annotation, cellular component: GET complex. The coding region runs from base 114 to 605 and encodes 163 amino acids. Gene Ontology annotation, molecular function: ATP hydrolysis activity; ATP binding. NCBI's taxonomy places the organism in Eukaryota, Viridiplantae, Streptophyta, Magnoliopsida, Brassicales, Brassicaceae. Gene Ontology annotation, biological process: post-translational protein targeting to endoplasmic reticulum membrane. The transcript has 8 exons.